GAAGGGGCUUGCAGGCUAGCGCCGGCAUUGGACCCUGAGUGUUUGCAGUGGAUGCUUCUGUUUCACUCAUUGUCUCCUCAGCCAAUAGGACGCAAGGGUGGAGGUACGGCCGGGGAGGACGCCGCCGCAUGAGGAAGGUCCAUGCUCCUGCUGGGGGUCGAAGCUUUUUUUUGUAAGCGUUCUUUAAGUGUAUGAUGCCACCGUCCGUCGGGCCUUCACAGCCGUCAUGCCGCUCCCUGACGAUGAGCCCGCGUGCCCCCAGUUCCAGCCCAACAUCUUUGACCCCUCCCGCUGCCACGACUGCCUGCGCCAGAGACGCCUCCAUGACGGGGCAGGGGACCGUACGGAGGCGAAAGCCACCCCAAAGGCCAUCGGCGGGGCUAAAAUGGGGACGGGAAUGCUGACGCCGAUCCCGUCCCAGGCGGAGGACAGAGACACCAGCAGCAGCAAGGAGGAUUGGGAGCGUCUGUCUGUGGGGAGCAGCUACUGUGAUGUCAGCGGGGGCUGGCCGGGUCACGAGGAGAGGGCUCUGUGCAUCCUCAGCCCAGACUGUGAGCUCUACGUUUGUGACGGCGACGACGACAACAGCACCGACAGCUGUCUGGACCAGAGUGACUACCGAGAUCCAAGCGGCUCCGGGAGUGCAGAGGAUGAAUCCCUACCACUGAGAAUGACUCGACUUGACCCGGCCCCUCGCCGACCCACCCGUCACGCCUGGAUGGACGAGCCGCGGAGCAGAAACGACUCGAGCAGACGCUCAGGCUUGAAAGAAGACAAAGAGAAGCGUGAAAGUGGCUACUUCUCCCUGGGGAGGGCGGCUGGCAGCCAUUCCCUCCGUGAUAACAAGCCGCCCGAACCGUUCCGCCAUUUUGAGAGAGGGCACCCGGUGUUUAGUAGCAAAACCAUCGAGCCUAAAGAUACCAUCCCUUUCAGAAAUCCGAAUCUCGGUGUGGCGUCCGAGAGGCAAGUACCGGAGCUUUUGGAUAAGGAUCUACCCGUGGAGAUCCCUCCUCCUGAUCCCUACGACAUCGCUGUUGAGGUGGAAGCACAGGUCGGUCCUCGUUCGCCGAGCCCGACUCCAUUUAAGAUAGCCGAGUCGCUAGCCUCGACCGGUCGGAAGAGUUUUAUCAGUUCUUACGACAGAGGAAACGCUUCCCAUCAACAGCUCGGGCGAUUUGGUUCGCUACCGUCUCGCUCCUCUUCGCCCGCCCGCGGAAACUCUCCACUGAGGGGUGGGGACGUUUUUUCCCGUACCUUUGAUGGUACAGAUUCGGGAUCACGAGGCUCCUUACAACGGAUACAAUCUGGGACUCUGCCCAGAAACUUUCAGUCGUUGGCUGGUUCGGUCAAAUCCCAAUCCAGGACAGUCGCUGAUUUUAGGAGUGCCUUACGGAAAACAGACUUAAAUGGUCGAGGUCGCGAAAGCCGAAGUUCUUCUCCUGGCAGAACGUCGCUCCGCAAAACUGAAACCGGCAGCGGUUCUUUACUAAGACUCGACAGUCGUGCGAGCUCCCCGUCUCGGAGAACUUAUGAAAGUCGUUAUGACUCUCGUGGUUCUUCGCCGCCAAGAAGAGCUUAUAGUUCAUUCAGCCAAUCUGUUCUUCGGAAAUCGGAAUCGGUGACGUCACUGGAUGGACGAAGUCAUCAUGGACGCUGCGGGUCCCCGAUAAGAGAAGGUUACGAUAUUGAGAGUCAGGCUGUACUUCGAAACCUCGCAGCAGGAAAUGCACUUCACGGUCAAGACGACGAAAACUCGACUUGUUCUCCAACCAGACAUCAAUCGAGAUUUCAGAAGACUGAAUUCAAUACAGCCGGUCGCUGUCAAGAAGGUCCUGAACGAAGGUCCUUCAAAACUACUUCCGAGUAUCCGCUCAGAAAAAACGAUAGCAGUGCUUCGUUUAACGGUCGUCAAAGUCGAAACGCAUCUCCUUCAAGGAGAAGUUAUGAACCUCCCACUCAGUCUAUACUGCGCAGAUCCGAAGCGAGCGUUCGUGGCGGCCAUGACUCCUUAUCGAGCAAGCAACGCUACGGCGCUCCUCGCCAAACCGCAUUCGGUAAAAGCGAACUUAGCGACUCUCCAAAGAGAAGAAACGCUUCCCCGUCUGGAAACGCCACCAGUGACCCCCCGGGGUACUCCAUCCUCAGACGUGCCACCAAUGGAGAGGCCGGUCGUUUAAUGCACAGAAAAAACUUUGACUCAAAAUCGGACCUCAACCACUCGCCACGCUCAUGGCGCCAAUCGGCACCUUCUCCACGUAGCUCAUCCUUAUCUCGUUCUGCUUCUCCUGUCGGGAAGAACAACCCGACAGGCAUCAACUUCCAACCUCAGAGAAGCCCUGGGAGUACUCGAUCCCGCGUCAGGAGACGCAGUCUUGAAAACCGAUCCCCCGUUGACGCAGGACUUUGUCAUCGUGCUCGAAGCCCUUCGCCUUCACGUCAGAUCAAAGUGCAAAGUCAUACCUUCUCACAGAGCUCCGUGGAUUCCUCAGAGUCAGGCCGGCUCUCGGGGGGGUCCACGGGUAGAAACAAGGAAGAAUACGCCACCAUUGCCGACCUGCCGAAAGUAAAAAUGAUCCAUCAGAGGGAGGACCAGAAGCGUAUGGAGACGCCUCACAAUCGCCAGCGUUCCCGGAGACAGGAACUCUUCAAACCAGCCAGCCACUCCCUGAGCAAGCAUCCCUUCAGAGCGUGGGAGGACAACGGGGAGACCGACAAGGACCGCUGGUACGAUGGCGGCAGCGGGUAUCUGUCGCGGGCUCACUCCUCGACCUCAUUGCAGGUCUUGCAGUCCCACCGCGGAUGAGGGCGGUUUUUGGAAAGACCAG
Molecule: messenger RNA, 2825 nt
Organism: Doryrhamphus excisus (bluestripe pipefish)
Lineage: Eukaryota; Metazoa; Chordata; Actinopteri; Syngnathiformes; Syngnathidae
Source: RefSeq, a predicted model, not a curated record